AUCCUCCCCUUUCAUUUGCUUUUCCAUUUUUAUUUUGUUUUUCUGUUCAUGUAUAUGCAUUUUUUAUUUCAUUCUGAUUUUAAGCUUCCAUUUUACGAAAUCAUGGAUGUUCUUCCGGUAAUAAUUGAAUGAUUUUUCAAUGGUGAAUCUGCUAAUUGGAUUAGGAUAUGAAGAGUUACUGAGAAAUAUUUUGAGACAACGUGAAUGGAUUGGUGUAACCACCAGCGAAAAUAUUUGAUUUUGCUCGAGAGUUUCGCAAACAAAUUUAAUCGUUUCUGAGCAACGAAGUAAUAAGCUAAUUUCAUAGCUGCAUAGAUGAAAAUCAUGAAAUGACGUUAGAGAUAUUUUGCAAUCUGUUUUUCUGUAUUUCGUUGAAAACACUAGAUAAACUCGGGGAGUCAGCUCGAGAUCUUUUGCAAUCUGUUUUUUUAUCUGAUUACUUCUAAUGUUGGGGUAGACUAGAAAUGCAAUUUUAGUUCUAAUUUCCUCAAUGUUGCCGAAAACAUUGAAAUCUGGAGCUUUCCAAUGUCAAUGUUGCGAUUCAGUAGACUUUUACAAACAUAAUCGUAAAUUGUUAAACACUUUGGUUGAUUUAUAAGUGUUCCUAUCAUCCUAUGUGACCACACCAAGUUUCUUUUCCAGAUUAUUAUUUUUUUUAAUAGAUAUCAGAUUCAAUUAGCAACCCCCUCAAAUUUCUAAGUGUACAUAAACUAUUGAUUCCACCUUGUUAUGAGAUGAAAAAGGAUUUUACGUAUAAUUGGCUGUUUUAGAGUUUGAAUGCUGUUCUCUGGAGAUCUAAUAUCCUAUAUGCACUCAUAUCGUAUUACGAUCCUCCUUUGUGUUACCUUGUCUUAGUUUCUUGGUGCAGUGAAGAGAUCCAUUUUCUAUAUUUUGAAUGUCGAGUACACUUCAAAGCAGACAAUUCACUUGUUUCUUCUGCUUAAGAUACUUGCCACCUUUCAGUUUUGGAGUAUCAAGUUACUAUGCCACCACAGUUUAAGGAAUUUCCUUUUCCUUUUCUUCGAACUUUAUAUAAAAAUUUCUAUGAACAGUCAUGAAAUAGACCGAUAAAGUAGAAAGCUAUACAUGUGUAGUUAUGAUGUGUGCUUGUGUUCUCUCAGGGCUGAAACUAAAAAGGGGGGAAUGGUCUGCUAUGGCGAAAAACUCUGAGAAGUUCUCAGUAGAUUUCGUCCUAGGAGGGACUGCAGCUAUAACAGCAAAAUCUGCUGCUGCGCCGAUUGAGAGAGUGAAGCUUUUGCUGCAGAACCAAGGAGAGUUAGUGAAGAGAGGACACCUUCAAAGACCUUAUGGGGGUGUUGGUAAUUGCUUCAAGAGGGUCUACAGGGAGGAAGGUGUCUUGUCCUUCUGGAGGGGUAAUCAGGCUAACGUUAUAAGAUAUUUCCCCACACAGGCCUUCAACUUUGCAUUUAAAGGCUACUUCAAAGGCCUAUUUGGAUGCUCAAAAGAGAAAGAUGGAUACUUAAAGUGGUUUGCUGGAAAUGUUGCUUCGGGGAGUGCUGCAGGAGCUACCACUUCUUUGUUUCUUUAUCACCUAGAUUAUGCAAGGACUCGAUUGGCCACAGAUGCUAGGGAGUGCCAUAUCAAUGGAAAACACCAAUUUAAUGGGCUAUUGGAUGUUUAUCGUAAAACCUUGUCAAGUGAUGGAAUGGCAGGUCUCUAUCGAGGAUUUGGGGUUUCGAUAUUGGGAAUUACUCUUUAUCGUGGAAUGUAUUUUGGGAUCUAUGACACCAUGAAACCUAUAGUUUUGGUUGGACCUUUUCAGGACAAUUUUGUUGCUAGCUUCUUCUUGGGCUGGAGUGUCACCACUGUUUCUGGGGCAUGUGCAUACCCAUUUGACACUCUACGACGGAGAAUGAUGCUCACGUCUGGACAAUCAAUGAAGUACCACAGCGCCAAGCAAGCGUUUGUUGAAAUUGUUCGGGUUGAAGGUUUUUCAGCACUGUAUAGAGGAGUCACAGCGAACAUGCUACUAGGUGUUGCUGGGGCUGGAGUACUUGCUGGAUAUGAUAAGCUGUACAGAAUUGUAAAUAGACCUAAUUAUAGCCUCAGCUCUCAGAAAGCCUUCAAAUGAACCCCAUAUGAGGACUCUUAUAGUAAUUAAUUCUCACCAGUGUUACUCAACUUGGAGGCCGUUGUUGCAAAUAUGUUGGUAGUUACAAAAGUUGAGCAAAAUACGUUGGAUGCAGCUCUCAGCCAUUGGAUUUCUGAUUGGAAGCAGGAUUUAUCUCCUUGGCUGCUCCCUAUUACAUUAACUUGGUUCAUUAUUGCUGAAGUAUAGAUGAAUAUAUAGCUUGUAGCGAUUCCCUGGGCAAUCUUUGUUUUCAAUGUACAGUCUUAUGAUGCAAAAGAAUAUUGAUUUAUCCGGCCAUUCUUUGUUUAUCGUCA
Salvia splendens (bonfire salvia) is the source of this 2406-nucleotide messenger RNA. RefSeq names its product ADP,ATP carrier protein ER-ANT1. The record is from RefSeq and is a predicted model, not a curated record. Gene Ontology annotation, biological process: mitochondrial ADP transmembrane transport; mitochondrial ATP transmembrane transport. Gene Ontology annotation, cellular component: mitochondrial inner membrane. The transcript has 3 exons. Lineage: Eukaryota; Viridiplantae; Streptophyta; Magnoliopsida; Lamiales; Lamiaceae. Gene Ontology annotation, molecular function: ATP:ADP antiporter activity. Bases 1097 to 2092 code for a protein of 331 amino acids.